UUCGACUGUAGGCCAAUCUGCUAGCGAUUCCGGCGACUCGCACGUUAUACAGAUGCCUCAGGUGGCCAAUGUGCUGACAAAGGAACUAGAGGCCCUUGAAUUAUCCAAGGCGCAGAUCGGAGACGGGGGGCGCCCUCCGUGUCCCAUCAUCAUCGCCAAGGUCGGCGACCUCACACGCAACGUCGACAGCAGCGAGUACGACCCUAACCACGUCGCCAUCGGCCCGUACAACUACCCUCGGCCACAGAGCAAGAACCUGCAUCUUGCCAUGGAGAACGACAAGCUCGCGAGCCUCCAACUGAUGCUCUCGGCGGCGAAGGUGGAGAGACCCGGCGUGACGGUGGACAUCUACAUCAAUGAGCUCACAUGCCUCGAGAAGUCUGUGAGGAAAUGUUACGCGAACACGUUUGACAUGACAGGCGAGCAGUUUGUGCGCAUGCUCCUCCUCGACGGCUGCUACAUAAUCUCCCGCCUAGUCGGCCUCCCACACCGAGCACGCACACAAUCCGCAGGCGUUGCACCGGGGACUGCAGAAGCCGGCGUCCCGUCGGCAAACCGGGCCGAGGCACUGGCGGUGGUCCGGGAUGUUUUCUUCCUUGCAGAGAACCAGAUACCGUUCUUCGUGCUCGAGAAGAUAUGGGAGGUGACAACUACGGAUGGAAAGGAUCGUGUGAUUAAUGAAAUUGCGGAGUACGCCCUCAUUCUCAUGAGUGUGCAGAAGUACAUAGUGGGAUCGCCGGCUAUGGUGGUGCCGGAGCUGAUGGUGCCGGGCAAUCUUCUCCAUCUUCUUCAUAUGCACUUGAAGCCUCCUACACCCCCCGUCUCGCCUACUGCAAUAGUCAACGGAGUCAAUCCCGUGUCUGUGCGCCGAUGGUGGUCGGCGACGGAGUAUAGCUUCGCAGGUGUGACGUUCAAGCAUCGGUCCAUGAGCGAGCCGGGGCUCCUACGUUGCAUUCUUGACGUGGAGCUGGUCGGCGGCGGCACUCUGGAGGUCCCCGUCCUGGACAUCGACGGCGAGACGUGGCGACUAUUGCGCAACCUGAUCGAGCUUGAGCAGCGGAACCGGGAGACGGUGGGGAGCCACGUCACUGCAUACUGCGUGUUCAUGUCACAGGUGGCCUGCACCACAAAGGACGUGGAGUUGCUUUGGAAGAAGGGCAUCAUCGUGCACAGCCACGGCAACAAUGACGAGGUGGCCAAAUGCUUUGCCGACCUCUGCAAGGGGAUCCAGUUUAACCCUAACGACCCUGACUGCAACUACCUGCCGGAGACAUGCUCGAAGCUGGAGAAGCGGUCUCAGAGUUACUGGCGGAGGUGGAUGGCGUGGCUGAGGCGGAAGUACUUCAGCAACCCCUGGCUCGCCGUCGGGCUCCUUGCAGCUUCCAUUGGCCUUUGCACUGUCGUCCAGGCAGUGUACUCAGCUUUGAGUUACAAACAUGGAGGAAAUUAGGAUAAACUAUUACUACGUGCUGUCAUGAUUCAACUUAGGUUCAAAAAAUAAGAUUCAUGGGCACUGGCACCCACGACAUAUUUCUUUACAAGGAGCCAGCUCUGACCGCAGAGUGUGCCACUGCACACCCUUGCCACUAGGAUAAUGCCUAGUUCUCGUGAGUAAUAGGUUCAGUAGCGGCUGUCUUUAGGGAUGUGGA
Messenger RNA from Triticum dicoccoides, 1649 nucleotides. RefSeq lists its product as uncharacterized. The transcript has a single exon. Bases 53 to 1450 code for a protein of 465 amino acids. The record is from RefSeq and is a predicted model, not a curated record. Lineage: Eukaryota; Viridiplantae; Streptophyta; Magnoliopsida; Poales; Poaceae.